This is a messenger RNA of Gryllus bimaculatus (two-spotted cricket), 1312 nucleotides long. The record is from the annotation of a GenBank genome assembly. NCBI's taxonomy places the organism in Eukaryota, Metazoa, Arthropoda, Insecta, Orthoptera, Gryllidae.
UUCUACUCGUACUUGUUAUGUUCUUGCGUCGACCACAGAGCUGUUCGCAUUGCUGCGCGACGAGCAGUCAGUUCUCGACUUGGGUUAAGCCCAACUUGCUCUCAGCAUUGGAAAUUCGACUCGCACUCGAAAGGUAUCACAGUGCUGUCUAGAGCUCAAAUCACCCUCGCCCUCCCGUGUGUGUGUGCGGCGUACCUCGUCCUAGAUGUCUCCGCAGCGCAUCAUCACUACCGCCACCAUCAUCAAGUCUUCCACGAGUCAACCGUCAACAGCAGGCACUAAGGUCAGACCCGACAACACGCAGUCUCAGCAACCUUCAGGCCUCGUCAAACUGGGGGUCCACUGUGUUAUGGGCAAGAAGGUCGCCAUCAAGAUCAUCAAUCGAGAGAAGCUCAGCGAAUCCGUGCUCAUGAAGGUGGAACGUGAGAUUGCUAUAAUGAAAUUAAUUGAUCAUCCCCAUGUUCUUGGAUUAUCGGAUGUUUAUGAGAAUAAGAAAUACUUGUACCUUGUGCUAGAGCAUGUGUCAGGUGGAGAGCUGUUUGACUACCUCGUCAAGAAGGGACGUUUAACACCGAAGGAGGCUCGGCGUUUCUUCAGACAAAUCAUCUCUGCUCUCGACUUCUGUCAUAGCCACUCAAUCUGUCACCGUGAUCUCAAGCCAGAAAAUUUAUUGUUGGAUGAGAAGAACAACAUCAAGAUUGCAGAUUUUGGUAUGGCCUCUCUUCAGCCAGCAGGCAGUAUGUUAGAAACAAGUUGUGGAUCACCCCAUUAUGCUUGUCCGGAGGUUAUAAGGGGCGAGAAGUACGACGGCCGCAAGGCGGACGUGUGGUCGUGCGGGGUGAUCCUGUACGCGCUGCUGGUGGGCGCGCUGCCCUUCGACGACGACAACCUGCGUCAGCUGCUGGAGAAGGUGAAGCGCGGCGUCUUCCACAUCCCGCACUUCGUGCCGCCCGACUGCCAGAACCUGCUGCGCGGCAUGAUCGAGGUCAACCCGGAGAAGCGGCUCACGCUGGCGGACAUCAACCGGCACCCGUGGGUGACGGCGGGCGGCAAGGGCGAGCUGGAGCUGGAGCUGCCCAUGAUGGAGGUGGUGCAGACGCACGUGCUGCCCUCGCUGGAGGCCAUGGACCCCGACCGCAAGCGGCGGCGGCCGGCCUUCGAGGACGACACCGAGGUGAUCGUGCGCGUGCGCUCCGAGUCGAGCGACCCGCCGCGCAAGCGCGUGGACACGUGCAAGGUCAACGGCACCGCCACGCUGCAGUUCGGCCAGAUCAGCGAGGGCUCCCCGCUCACGCCGCGGCGACAGCAGGCC